Messenger RNA from Mercurialis annua (annual mercury), 1650 nucleotides. RefSeq lists its product as uncharacterized. The record is from RefSeq and is a predicted model, not a curated record. Lineage: Eukaryota; Viridiplantae; Streptophyta; Magnoliopsida; Malpighiales; Euphorbiaceae. The transcript is spliced from 2 exons. Bases 1 to 1650 code for a protein of 549 amino acids.
AUGCUAUCUCCUGUUGUUAGCAGUUUGAUCUUCAUAGACAAUAGAAGAUUGGCUGAAAUUUUCCCUACAAGCCUACGAGAUCUUUGGAAUGAUUGGGAGCUUCGUGUUGCAGUUGUUGUCAGCCUCUCCAUGCAGAUAUUCCUAAUUGCUCUGGGAAGCCGGAGAAAGUAUGUAGCUAGAGAUUGGCUAACAGUUCUAAUAUGGACUGUUUACUUAUCAGCGGAUGGGAUAGUAAAUCUUUCAUUUGGUGUUCUUUCCAACAUGGAAUCAACUGAUGAGAAGGGUUUGGUGGACCCGCAGUACAUGAUAAUGGCAUUUUGGGCACCAUUGCUUCUUCUACAUCUUGGUGGUUUAGACACCAUCACAGCCUAUUCAUUGGAAGACAAUGAAUUAUGGAUGAGGCAACUGCUCGGGCUAGUUGUCAAAUUUGUAGGAGCAUUUUAUGUCUUCAUUAAGUCAUGGACAGGAAGUCUAAUUAAUUUGAUUGUCAUUCCAAUGUUUGUAAUUGCCAUAAUGAAGUGUGGGGAGAGGACUUGGGCUUUAAGGUUUGCAAGCAGUGAUCAGUUUAGGAAGUCCAUGCUACCUCGCCCUGAUCCAGAACAUAGCUAUGCUAAAUUCAUGGAUGAUUACACGUCAAAAAAGGCUGAGGGGUACAAUGUGUCGCUGGAGCCAGUAAUUGAAGAAGCCUCAGUUGUGCUAGACCACACUUACAAAGCUGUUGGAAACACUGUUCAUCUUGACAUUGUCAUCUUGCAUGAUGCCGCAUAUCUCUUCAGCACUUUCAAACGGUUAUUUGCAGAUCUCAUCCUCAGCUUUCAGGACCUUGAGAGUAGCAGGUCCUUUUUCCAAGAUGCACAAACUAGUUGGGAGAAUGCUUUCAAAGUUAUUGAGAUUGAGCUGGGGUUUAUGUAUGAUUUUCUUUAUACCAAGGCGACUGUGACUCAUACUUAUGUUGGUAGCUUUCUCCGUAUUAUCAGUUUAUCUUCAACCAUUUUAGUUGCAAGUUUCUUUGCCAUUAUUGAUAAGAACUCUUUCUCAAGAACUGACAAAAGCAUAACAUUUGUGUUGUUAGUUUCUGCUAUUGCUUUACAAGCAUAUGAGAUAGUUCUACUGCUUUCCUCAGAUAGGAUAGUACUUUGGCUGAGCAGGCAUAAAAAUCUGUUGCUAGGCCACACCAACCAGACAAUCUCAUGUAUCCAAUCAUGGCUGCAAUCUUGUCAUGUAAUGCCUGCUGGAAAUAAGAGAUGGUCUAAUUGCAUGGCAAAAUACAACCUAAUCAGCAAUUGCCUCAAAGACAAACCCAUCAAGUUCAGUGGAUUUCUCAAGUUCUUAUGCAUUUAUGAGAUGGUAGAGAAGAACCAGUACAAAGUUGUGGGUACUGUCUCCCCAGAGUUGAAAAGGAUGAUCUUUGAACAACUUUUGCCGAAAUCAAGGAACCCACUAGACAUAACCAUUUCUAAGCAAAGGGGCAGUCAUGUACUCAAAGAUAUGGGAUGUUUUGACAAGAUUGAAUGGAGUGUUGAAUCGGAAUUUGAUCAGAGUAUUCUUCUAUGGCAUAUUGCCACAGACCUCUGCUACGAAAUUGAUCUUAGAAAAAGCUCAAACAUUAUUGGAAACCCAAUCUGUGAUGAAAGUAAAUCAUUAGCAUAA